AUGAAGGUCCUCAGCCAGGAAGAAGAGAGGGCGCACUACAACGUCGUGCUCAAGGGCGGCGCCAUAGGCGGCACCCUCGGCCUCGUCGGCGGCCUCGCAGGCACCAUGUUCGCCUCGCGACGCUACCCCGCGUUCCGCGCCCUGACGCUCCCGUUCCGCACCUUCCUCGUCACGUCGACGGCGACCUUUGGCGCCAUUGUCAACGCCGACCGCGAGUCGAUCAAGUUCGCCCACGCCAAGGACCCCAUGUACGGCUACCAGGACGCGUCGCAGCGCGCGCGCGAGCUGGCGCACCAGAACGAGAGCGCCCAGGACGCCUUUAUGCGCUGGGGGCGCACGAACCGCUACGGCAUCGUCUUCGGCUCGUGGAUCGCCUCCAUGGCCGCCGCCAUGGCCAUUGUCAACCGCCAAAAGUACCUCACGGGCGCCCAGCGCCUCGUCCAGGCCCGCGUCUACGCCCAGGCCCUCACCGUCGCCGUCCUCGUCGUCACGGCCGUGUUUGAGAUGAACGACGCCAAGAGGGGCGAGGGCCGCUGGGAGACGGUCAUGGUCCUCGACCCCGACGACCCCGAGCACAAGCACCUCAUUGAGAAGAAGGUCCACAAGGAGGAGUAUGAGGGCCAGGACCUGUGGAAGGACAUGGUCGCUGCCGAGGAGAAGAGGAUCAAGGACCGCGAGAGCACAAAGGUCCCGCAGAAGCAGUGAGCGUGCCGUCUUUUUGCGGAGCGAUCGAUCGAAAUGCAGCGAGGACCUUGUCUGGAGGCGUUGGGCUGGGAUCGGGGAGAUAGAGGCAUGAUUGAUGCCCAUUUUUUAUUCCUUGUUUUAUAAUGGCGUUUGGAGUGCUCUACAGAUUACAGAGCGUGUACGAGUUGCGUGGUGAUGGAAGCGAAAAAAAAAGGUCAAAGUCAUCAUGGGUCAAAAUCAUAAUGGAACUCAUCAUACCUCCCGCUA
Verticillium dahliae VdLs.17 is the source of this 951-nucleotide messenger RNA. Its product is annotated as mitochondrial hypoxia responsive domain-containing protein. Lineage: Eukaryota; Fungi; Ascomycota; Sordariomycetes; Glomerellales; Plectosphaerellaceae. The transcript has a single exon. Gene Ontology annotation, biological process: mitochondrial respiratory chain complex IV assembly. Gene Ontology annotation, cellular component: mitochondrial inner membrane. The record is from RefSeq and is a predicted model, not a curated record. Bases 1 to 705 code for a protein of 234 amino acids.